Messenger RNA from Lotus japonicus, 1001 nucleotides. Its product is annotated as transcription factor MYB3-like. The record is from RefSeq and is a predicted model, not a curated record. Lineage: Eukaryota; Viridiplantae; Streptophyta; Magnoliopsida; Fabales; Fabaceae. The transcript has 3 exons. The coding region runs from base 136 to 825 and encodes 229 amino acids.
CGCUGACUACGGCUUCCAAAACACACUAUCUCUCUCUCUCUCUAUUCUAUUUUCAUUGAUAUUAUAAUCAGUUAGUGACUGUUUUGUGUAGCAAGCACAAGUCCACAAUACCAGUAUUAAUCCAAUAGGCGGAAUAUGAGAAAACCUUGUUGUGACAAACAACAAGGCCCUAACAAAGGUGCUUGGUCCAAGCAAGAAGAUCAAAAGCUUAUUGAUUACAUCCGUACUCAUGGUGAGGGUUGUUGGCGUUCCCUUGCCAAGGCUGCAGGGCUACAACGUUGUGGCAAAAGCUGUAGAUUAAGGUGGAUAAACUAUUUACGACCUGACAUUAAACAUGGAGACUUUGGUCAAGAUGAAGAAGACCUCAUCAUCAAAUUCCAUGCCCUCCUCGGCAACCGGUGGUCACUCAUUGCUGGAAGGUUGCCGGGACGUACAGACAAUGAGGUAAAGAACUAUUGGAAUUCUCACAUCCGCACAAAGCUAAUAAAGAUGGGCAUCGAUCCAAAUAACCAUAAGCUACAACAACACCAACACCAAAGCUUCCCUAAAGUUUCAUAUGCUUCUGCUGCAGCAACUGCACCAUCAUCAAAUCUAAUUACGAUCAUGAACAAAGAGCAAGGAGUCCCUUUCAUAAAAUCAAAUGGCUCUGUAGAGGAAGCAGCAUCAAUGGUUUCUUCAUCAUCCCAAUUGAAUCUUGACCUGACUAUUGCUUUCCCUUCACCUAGAAAUCCUCUUGUUGAGGAUAAAUCUAAGCCUAGUUCUGAGUUCACUAAGAUAAGAAAAAUGGAUGAGGAUUCACCCACUACCCUUCCUCUAUUUCAAUAAUGAUUUAUUUGAAAUUAAAAUAUACAUAUAUAUAGUCACAUGCUAUGGACAUGAAAUCGCUUUUCAUUUAUUUUUCUUUCCUUUCCUAUCUCACCAAUAAAAAUAUAACAUGUAAGUGAAAACUGUUCCUCUCAAUUAUAUUCAAAUUAUGUAUUCUCUAUCAUGGUUAGUAAUUA